This is a messenger RNA of Nicrophorus vespilloides, 1949 nucleotides long. RefSeq names its product NADPH:adrenodoxin oxidoreductase, mitochondrial (gene dare). The record is from RefSeq and is a predicted model, not a curated record. The transcript has 3 exons. The coding region runs from base 255 to 1631 and encodes 458 amino acids. NCBI's taxonomy places the organism in Eukaryota, Metazoa, Arthropoda, Insecta, Coleoptera, Silphidae. Gene Ontology annotation, cellular component: mitochondrion. Gene Ontology annotation, biological process: ubiquinone biosynthetic process.
UUGUUUACUCUUACACUGAAAAACAUACUGCUUGUUAAGAGUUUCUUACAGUGUAAUUAAAAAUUAAAUUUCUGUAUUUGAAAAUAUAUGUAUAUGCCACGAAAUCAAUUUUGUAUACAUAUAGAUGAUUGUAUGGGUAAUAAUAAUUAAAUUUAUCAAUACAAGUGUUAUUGAACAUUGACUAUUGUGAAAUUACAAGAACAAAGUGCAUAAUCAUACUUGCUAUAACCUAUAUUUAAUAAUAAAUUUACAUCAUGAAAAAGAACAUCUUAAAUAUAGUUAAAAAAUCCUUUUCAACAAAUACAUCUAUAAAAUCUAAGGUGUGUGUUGUUGGUGCUGGCCCAGCAGGUUUCUAUGCAGCUCAGGUGCUGUCCAGAAAGUUACCAGAGGCACAGAUUGAUAUCUAUGAAAGGCUUCCAGUGCCUUUUGGUUUAGUAAGAUUUGGAGUGGCACCUGAUCAUCCGGAAGUGAAAAAUGUUGUGCACACCUUUACAAAGACUGCUGAGCAGCAGAAUGUUAGAUUCUUGGGUAAUGUUGAUGUUGGGAAAGAUAUUGAUCUGAAGGAUUUGAAAGAAGCAUACCAUUCUGUAUUAUUGGCUUAUGGAGCUGAUGAGAGCAAAUAUUUGAAUAUACCUGGAGAAAAAUUGAAAAACGUCUUGUCUGCAAGAAACUUGGUUGGCUGGUACAAUGGUACACCAUGGGAUAAAGAUCUGCCAGUGGAUUUGAGUAAUCCAAAUGUGGCUAUCUUUGGUCAAGGAAAUGUCGCCAUAGACAUUGCUAGGAUUCUAUUGACACCAAUUGAUAUUCUUAAGAAAACUGAUAUUACUGAGGUAGCUUUAAACCACCUUGCCUCAUCAAAGGUGAAGACUGUUUAUCUGGUUGGAAGGAGGGGUCCAUUGCAAGCAGCUUUCACUAUUAAAGAGCUCAGAGAGAUGACGAAACUUGAGAACUGCAAGUCAGUUUGGAACGAAAACGAUUUCGUCGGUGUUGAGGAAAUAAUUCCAGAGUUGCAGAGGCCCAGGAAACGUUUAACUGAACUAAUGUUGAAAUCUAUGAGAGAGAACAAGGCGGGAGAAAAAGCAUUUAUACCCAAAUUCUUUAGGUCUCCAUUGGAAUUCCAAGGUGCAGAAGCUGUUGAAAAAGUGAAAUUGGGUGUUAAUAAGAUGGAAGGUUCCGAUUUCAGAACACAAAGAGCGUCGUUGACUGAUGAGGUCGAGUACUUGGAUUGUGGUAUGGCUGUAACCAGUAUAGGUUACAAAUCUGUUUCUAUUGACGCUGCUAUUCCGUUCGAUGACAAAAAGGGUACUGUUGAGCAGAAGAAUUUUAAGGUGUCCGAUGGUCUUUACGCUUGUGGCUGGUUGGCUACUGGACCUACCGGUGUCAUUUUGACCACGAUGAACAACGCUUUUAAUGCUGCUGGUUUGAUGAUUGAAGAAGUCAAUGAUUUGUUAACUAUUCCUAAGCCAGGCUUCGAAAGUAUAGGUACUAAAUUGAAGGAGAAUAACGUUCAAGUGGUGGAAUGGAAAGAUUGGCUGAAGAUAGACCAGUACGAGGAAGAAAAUGGAAAAUCGUUGGGGAAACCAAGGGAGAAAAUCGUGGAUGUACAGAAAAUGUUGGAAAUCGCUCAUUGAUCCUUAUUAUUUAUAGGGAACUUUCCAUGUAUAUUAUUUGUUUUAAUCGUUGGGGAAACCAAGGGAAGAAAAUUGUGCACGUACAAAAAAUGUUGGAAAUCGCUCAUUGAUCUUUAUUACUUAUAGGGAACUUUCCAUGUAUAUUAUUUGUUUUAAUGAUUGUUAAUUGCAAUUUGAUUAUGAUUUUAUACAAUAAAAAGGGCUGUAAGACUUUUGUCAUUAAGAAAUACUGAUUGGAUUUCGAACUCACAAAUCCAAGGCUAUUCAAAUAUGUACUUCUCAUCAUUGUUGUUGUUAAUGGAAAUAAAUUUUACUUAA